CAGAGGGUGGCUCGCGCCUAGCGGCGAGGAAUACGUCGAGGUGUCGCGCACGCGCGUAUAACGGGUCGCGGUGUAGCAGGCGCGCGCGUCGCGUCGUCGGGGCACCGAGCAACAGAGUGCCGUGUGUACACCCCCGCCCACGUAUUCGUCGUCGUGUGCGGCUGGCAGCCCGAAGCUCGGCUGGCCGCGCUCACCCCCUAGCGACCGACGCCCGGCGAUCUGCUCGUGAACGAGGAUAAUGCGCUCGCCGUCUCGCGCGAGGCAACCCUGGCAGCCGCGCCAUCGAGCCACGUAAAGAAGCUCUUUAAUGUCACACCGUGGACGAGUAUGAUUCUGGCUGGAUCAGACCACUUCUUGGCGGUGGAAGUGACUGCAGUUUUGGGUGCCGUUGCCGGUUUCGUAGUGCUCCUUCUAGCUCUUUUCCUUUACCUGUCCCGGAAGUGGUGCUUCACGCCGCCUUCGUCCACCGCGCUCUUCGGCGGAGUCUGUGUGCCUCUCUGUGAGUCCACCAACAGCUCCACAUCUCAAAUCUCGAAAAACAUAGGGAAGGCAUUCUCUUAUUCGGAUCCGGAAACAAGCUCUGAUUCAGAGGAAGACGCUCUUCGACGAUUAAAUUUGCGUUCACAUCCUACACCAGACACGUUGACCAUCCAAGCGGAGGACGGACCAACGACUAUCGUAGAUGCUGGGACCACUUCCAGUAGUUGUACUGAAGAACAUUCUCCAGCAGAUCAACAACAGUGUGUGGUGGAAGUUGGAGCUUCUAGCAUUAUACUCGAUAACCGGGAACAGGAGAUACAAGUCGAGCAAAAUGACUCGACAACUAAUGACGUCAUCACAACAAUGGGUACAGUGGCUAUCGAGGAAAUUGGUAGUUUGGAAGUCGCUUUCCUAUAUGAUGCCCCAAUGCGCGAGAUGACAGUUCACGUAUUACAAGGGCGGAAUUAUCCCGCUGGCAUUGGCGGCAGCCAGGUACGAUUAGUGCUGCUACCAUCAAAAAAGCAAAGACGUAAGACUCGGGUUCGACAAGGGACAUCCCCCCAGUACAUGGAGAGCUUUUUGCUUCCUCGUGUAAAUCCUGAGGAUGUAAACGCGAUGGGGGUACGACUCAGAGUGUAUCUGUGGGGCGGCAGGAUGAUGCGCCGGGAAAGAUUGUUAGGCGAGACCAGAGUGUCCUUCGACCAUAUUAAUCUCCAGUUAGAGACGACUCUGUGGUUAACUCUUCAACCACCGCUUUCUUCCUCGGCGCAGGAUUGGGGAACCACUAGCAGUUUAACUCGUAGUGAUUCCACGGGAUCCCAACAGUCAGUCCAAUCGUACGCUUCUCCAGCCAUACCACCCUACGGCAGCAGCAUGAAGGGAGGCAGUGUCGCUGAAAUUUUAAUCGGUUUGGCGUACAAUGGCACGACAGGCCGCUUGUCAGUGGAAAUAAUCAAGGGUUCCCAUUUCCGUGGUGGAGGCGGAAACGAUACAAAACCUCCCGACACUUACGUCAAAUUGGCUCUUAUUGAUAGCAACAAUCAUGAAAUGGGCCGGUCUAAGACCGGCUUGAAACGCGCCCAACCGAAUCCCCUCUACAAGGAGACUUUUAUAUUUCAGAUCGCGUUGUUCCAACUGGGAGACGUGACACUCUUCCUUUCCGUGUACAACCGUCGACGAGGUGGAAUGGGCAGAAAGGGUCGGGAGAUGAUCGGUUGGCUCUCUUUAGGUCUGAACAGCUCCGGAUCGGAAGAGCUGCAGCAUUGGAAUGAUAUGCGAACGGCGAGGCAACCUAUGCAAGUACAACGCUGGCAUUCGCUACUGCGUCCUUGAGGUGUCUUCGUGUGAGUGCCUCUCAUGGAUUCAUUCUUGAUGCAGCUGAUUCGAGCGCGAAACGAUUAAACGAUUUAACCGUCGUACUCGCCGAAGAGUACGGAAAAUGGCUGAUCGUUUUUAGAGAGGAACAAUUGCUCGCGGCAGGCUUUAUCUCGAGAGAGAUUUCAAUUCUUUCUCCUUAUCUUACGGAGACGUACUGUGUACUGCCUGGUUGAAGAACGGAAGUCAAUAUUCCAAUCGGUCUGUCAAUUCCAAGUCAGAGCCCGAACAAUACAAGUGUCCAAAUGACGUUGUAAAGACAUUCUCUUGCAUGUCUGUUAAUCGAGAGCAAUCAUGAAUAUUGUACAUGAUGACAUAAAGUUCAAAAGCUAUCUUAAUGUUUUGGAGCUCUGUUAAACGAAUAUCGAUGUCUAAACGGCGCUUUAAGUAUCCUAAAAGAUGCGUGUAACUUUCAAUAUCGCGAAUUUUAAAUUAAGUCCUUUAGAAACUUUCUGGACUUUUGUUUUGUUCGGGAUGCUCUGUUUGGAAUACUGUAAACUCUGAGUUACAUAAACUCUUGUCUAAAUGUACCAAGUACAUUUCCUUUUUGAUACGCUGAUGGGAGCAGUGUGGCUAGUCUUCGAUGUUGAGGGUCCCGACGAUCGCGUGAUCGUUGUCCCGGCGUUUAUCGACGUUCCGGCCCAAUCGUCGUGCCUGUCCUGGCACGAUGCUCUCCGACUCGACAUGUGCCUGAGCCAAUCUGAAUCAUUUAUUUUUUACUUUGUGCCUUUCACCCUUUUUAUGCCGCGCGCCACGCUAAAUGGAGAAUUGUCCUGAAAUGUAAGCGGAAUUUAAAUGUUCGCACAAGGUGUCAUUUCGAAAACAGAUGGUUACAUUUCUUGACUUCAUAAUAUUUUAACAUAUGCAGGGUGGUUAUGCGAUAGAGGAUCUGGAAUGCUUUAAUCAUUUUUAAAGUACUUUGAGAAUCCGGAAAACACUUUCGCGUGGAUCGGGAAAUGUUCUAGGAAAAUUAGAGUUCCACAAUUAAUUGUUGAGAUAGGGAAGAGCCAAAUGUUGAAAUCCAGGAAGAGCCAAAGAAGUUCCUGUGAUUUAGUAAAGCUAUUCUUAAAAAUCGAAGCGUCGCUCGAUUUUAUUUGUAUCGAAGCCUAAAAGAAGAAAAGUUAUUUAAAUCUUCAGAGAUUUAAUAGAAAAUUUCUAAGAAAAGUUAGUACUUUAAUGUAUAGGAAACACUGUUGAAAUGUUUCCUUGAAAAACAUAAAUGUUUCUUUUUUGGAAAACUUGAGAAUGUGGAGGAAUGAUUCGUGUGUCCACCCUGAGAUAGGAUAACAUCGGCACAAUGAAUUAUUAUUGCUCGGCCAUGUCUGCCGUUUCUAUAGAUUAGCAACGGAAUUGUCGAGACACAUUUUUAAUAUUUGUUUUUUUUUAUAAGAACUCUAUAAAUGUAAAUUAAUACAAUAUUGAGAUAACAAGCCUCUUUAAUGGAUUUGGAUCUUACUGUCUUUUAGAAACAUUUUAUUGAUUUGUAAAGUUUUUCAAUUUUCGAGACUAAGACGUAUUUCGAAAAUAUUUGAUCUGAACUGAAGAGUUCAGAUAAAAUAUUUUUGAAAUAAACUCACUACUUAUAUUUUUAGAUAAUAGUCGAUUAAAAGUUGAUUUGAUUAUUAAUACGUAAAUUUUCGAUUAAAUACAAAAGUAUCGAUAAAAAAAUGGAAUUCUUUGUAGAAAAAAAUUAAACAUUCUGUAAUUUGUAUUAUGUUUCUGUGAUAAGUGAAUACAUUACUCAUAGUUUUAUGUAUCUCAAUCAUUUUUCAUUGUUUUUUAAAUCAUAAAUUAUUACUGUUGUACCGUUCCGUCAUUGUGUCGAUAUUAACCCAUCUUAUAUAUGAUUGUACAGUGGUCAAUAAUGCUUUUUCGCUUAAAGUUACUAGCAUUUCAGGCAAACAUACUUGCAGAUAUGUGUACGUCAUCUACACCGUUCAGCCUGAGACGUUGUUUCGGAGCUAUUCGUCAUGCUAUAUGUAUAUAGCUCAUUAAUUGCCACUACGCACACGUAAGUUACAUUUAUCUUUAUAUUGGAGUUGCAUAUUAGUGUCUCUAAUUUAUUACUUUAGUUUGGGACCGUAUAAAACGCGUCAAAUUCAAAUCUUUAUUCUACACACCUUGAUAAGAACUGUUCUUAAACAAUUUAUGGAGCAACCUGGAUCAAUAUUUAUUUGAUGAACUUAAGAAAAUAUUUAUUUUUAUAAAAUUCUCGAUAAUGUUCUAUCAACUGUGCGUUUAGUUCGUAGUAAUUUAUCAAUAAACUCGGUCAACUGUGCCCUUAAGGCUUAAUCGGAAUUAAUCAGAAAUUAUUCGCACACUGCUUUUUGAUCCGUAAAAUAACAUCAUUAAGUAAUCAUCAAAUCAGUUAUUACGACAAAACGGAACGGUAAUUGAGUAAUAAUUACCUGCGAAACUACUACUAUUGUUCACCUGAUAUUUGACAAGAAUUAGGUAAAUUGUUCGAGCAGAAAAUUUGAGGUGAAGGAUAUUCAGGAGAAUAUUCUAGAGAGAAGAAAACAACUCCACUGCUUUGUUAAACCAACGAGAAACUUUUAAUACAAAGUUCUACCUCAUUAUGGCAAUAAUGUUGCAUUCCAUUAAUAAAAUUAAUCCUUAAUUGCGCAUUUUUUAUGGUCCCAAAAAACUACGAAUUAAAGACAUUAACUAGUACGGAGUAUUUACUAUCGGAAAAACCUGGAAUUUUCAGAGAAUUUAUUUUUAUUCUCGAAAAUCAUGCGGACAGAUUGUUAUAUAUGUUACAUGUAAUUUAUAUUAUAUUUUUUAUUUUCCUAAAUUUAAUAUUCAAAACUUAAGUGACUUUUCUUUAUGAAUGUUCAAGAAGCGUUAAUAAAAGGUAUAAUAAAAUAAAUCUAUUUCAAAACAUUGAAAAAUCUCCUUACCUGAGAUUUUGAAUAAAAAAUUUCUGAAAAAUCCGGGAAUUCGUAGAGAAGUCUUUUACAGAAUUUGAGUAAACACUCUGUAAUGGCAAAUAUCAGCUGCAAUGUACGAAGAUAAAUGCAACAUCUGAAGUAGUGCAUUUAUGUGAUCAACAGACGUUGUGAAUAUUUGGAAUAGCUGCUAAGCUGGCAGGAGCAUUUGAAAAUUUAUUCGAACGUAACAUUAUCCCAUAAUGGGAUAACUUCAAGCGAAAAGGCAUCAUUAACCGUUUAUAUUCGAUCUUGAUAUCCGAUCUGCUUGUGUUUGUUCAUAUAAAUCAAUGUGAUGAAUAUCGGGCCCGUGUUCUCGCGUGCAUUUAACAUUGAAUAUAGCCAUCCGAUUUUUUCUUGUUGAUAUCUAGUCUUAUGCAGUUCAACAAAAACAAAAAAAAAAAAAUCAUUUCUUGUGCCCUUUUCACGUUAUAAUUUUAAGAAAUUUGAGAUUAUUGUUAUAAAAAGAUUUGAGUCAGCAACCGCAAUAUUUUACUCGAAUGUACCGUCAGUAUUUUGCUCACUGAAUAAUUUAACAAAAUCCCAAAACUUGUAUAAAUAAUUAAAAAAUAUUCAAUACGUUAUUCUUGAUUCUCAAAAGAAAGAAGAGAUUUAAUUAAUAAUUUUUCCGUAACAAUAGACAUCCCAAUAUUUAAUCGGAGAAAUCUUAUUAGUUUAAUUUUCGUACAAUUUUUUUAAGUAAGUUUUAACAAUAGAAAUUUUAUUAACGAUACACUUAACUAUAUAAUAAAUGGAUAAUAAACAUUUUCAACAUGUUACGUGCUAUAACUUUGUAGCACAGCGAAUAAGUUCACGAAAAUAGCUUUCUUUUAUAUUUUUUUAUCACAUUUUCUAUCUCAAACAUCUUAAAAUUGUAACAUGACAAAGAAGAGUGAGAAUUACAGUGAUAAGAAAUGUAAUUUCAGAAGACAAAAUUAUGGGAAUAAUUAUUCCUGCUUUUGCGUUUGACAAAGUUAGUUUUUGUUGAACUGCAACGUGGGCAUGCAUGAAUGAAACGUAGAUACCUAGUGAUAAUUAACUCUAAAAACGAAUGAAAAGUAUCAGUGAUGAGCUUAGUCUAAUGCUUAGCUAAUAACUUGAGCUUAAGAUUAGGAUAUUAAUGGCAUUUAACACCAAGAUUGGUCACAAAAAUAGUAAUUUCAUGCGAGAAAAGCAGUCUUGCUUUAAAAAAAAUAACUUAUUACUAAAUUGUUAACAAAUUAAUGUUGGCGAAAUUAAUAUUAAGCUAAAUGGCCAUUGAGAUGCUUAAUAUUAACUGAUAUUACGUAGGAAAAUUCAUACCACGCGUUUUGUUCGUCAAGGGACUUAUAAAUAAUACGUAUACCUAUUUAUACGCAAUGAUUUUUCUUAUUGAUUAUUCACUUUGCGUGUUUGGCUGUUAAUUUUAACUUAUAUAACUGGUAUCUCACGUUCCCUUCAGGUAUGUCUGAAGAAGAGACUUUGGAUGGAUUAGCGGCAAGUGUAAUAGUAAGAUAAGAUUAGGACACGGGCAUUGGUGUCUUGAGAUGGUUCGAGAAUGGAUUGAUACACGCGUGGGCUGGCAAUUGUCGCCGCGUGAUGUGACGGCGAUGAUGAUGCAUGGUUUUAGCGCGAGACCUCUCGGAACGAGAUGGGAAACGAGACCAACAGUUCGACAAUUCAAUGACGCACAAUGACUCGCAAAACGCACUUCAUAAUGCAAAUGUGAUUGUAGAGUCGAUAUAUAUUAUAACUGAAAUAGAAACAUACACGAUCACGAGUACGCUAGGGAUGUGGCAUAAUCUAUGCAUUAAUAUUAGAACUUUUGAGCAAGGGGUUCCUCCGUCAAUAGCUAUACUAGAGGAUACGCAGAAGUAGAGGAUACGAUUAAAGGCGCGAUUUAAAUUUACGCCCGAGUUAGAUUAUGGGAGAGAAAUUGAUUUAAUAUAAAGAUGUACAAAAUAUAAAAAAAAAACUA
Solenopsis invicta (red fire ant) is the source of this 6741-nucleotide messenger RNA. It is a transcript of the gene Syt14, whose product is annotated as synaptotagmin-14. The record is from RefSeq and is a predicted model, not a curated record. Bases 328 to 1812 code for a protein of 494 amino acids. The transcript has 8 exons. Lineage: Eukaryota; Metazoa; Arthropoda; Insecta; Hymenoptera; Formicidae.